Cynara cardunculus var. scolymus (artichoke) is the source of this 1958-nucleotide messenger RNA. Its product is annotated as glucomannan 4-beta-mannosyltransferase 9-like. The coding region runs from base 167 to 1771 and encodes 534 amino acids. Gene Ontology annotation, cellular component: Golgi apparatus. The record is from RefSeq and is a predicted model, not a curated record. Gene Ontology annotation, molecular function: mannan synthase activity. The transcript has 9 exons. Lineage: Eukaryota; Viridiplantae; Streptophyta; Magnoliopsida; Asterales; Asteraceae.
UCUAUUGGGUUUCCUCUAAAUCCCACAUUUUUUUGGCUCUGUUUCCAAUUAAAUUCCAUUCCCAAAACAGAAAAAACUUGUUCUUCUUUCUCUGUUUUAGUAAGCAACAAAAACAGAGCAUCCUCUGUUUUCAACAGUUUCUUGUUCUUCCAAGAAACAGAGCAAAAUGGAGAGCAUUUCGAGUACUAUCGGGUUUCUUCCGGGAUCGUUUACGGGUUCACGAGACGAUAUCGUGGGUCGAAUCAUGCUGAUAUGGGCUCAACUAAAAGCCCCAUUUGUGGUGCCAUUUCUGAGAAUUUUGAUGUAUGUUUGUUUGGUGAUGUCGAUAAUGUUGUUCACAGAGAAGGUUUAUAUGGCUAUGGUGACUCUGUUCAUCAAAUUAACUGGAAGAAAAACAGAGAAACGAUACAAAUGGGAACCAUUCAAAGAUGAUGUUGAAUUGGGUCAUUCUGUUUAUCCUCUGGUUCUUGUUCAAGUCCCGAUGUUCAAUGAAAAAGAGGUUUAUCAGCUUUCCAUUGGAGCUGCAUGUGGGCUUUCAUGGCCGUCCGAUCGAAUCGUGAUCCAAGUUCUUGAUGAUUCAACAGAUCCGUUGGUCAAGGGUUUGGUGGAAAUGGAGUGUCAAAGGUGGGCGGCUAAAGGCGUAAACAUACACUAUCAAGUCAGAGAUAAUCGAAACGGAUACAAAGCCGGGGCACUUAAAGAAGGUUUGAAACAUCGCUACGCCAACGAGUGUGAGUAUGUGGCCAUUUUCGAUGCCGACUUUCAACCCGAACCUGAUUUCCUUUGGCACACUAUCCCGUACCUUCAUCAUAACUCCGAACUUGGUCUUGUUCAAGCUCGCUGGAAGUUCGUGAACUCAGAUGAGUGCUUAAUGACAAGGAUGCAAGAGAUGUCACUUGAUUACCAUUUCAAAGUGGAGCAAGAAUCGGGGUCUUCUGGUUAUGCAUUCUUUGGCUUCAAUGGGACUGCUGGAGUUUGGCGAAUGGCUGCGCUUAAUGAGGCUGGAGGAUGGAAGGACCGUACUACAGUUGAAGACAUGGAUUUGGCGGUUCGAGCUAGUCUUAAAGGGUGGCAGUUCUUAUACAUUGGUUCACUAAAGGUUAAAAAUGAAUUGCCAAGUAAUUUUAAAGCUUUACGUUAUCAACAACACCGAUGGUCUUGUGGUCCAGCAAAUCUUUUCAGGAAAAUGGUUUUCGAGAUCUUAACAAAUAAGAAAGUGCCGUUACGAAAGAGGAUAUAUGUGAUAUACAGUUUCUUCUUUGUAAGAAAAAUUGUAGCUCAUAUUGUUACAUUCGUAUUCUAUUGUGUUGUCAUUCCUGCAUCUGUGAUGGUACCUGAAGUCGAGAUUCCAACGUGGGCUACAAUUUAUAUCCCGACUAUCAUCACCCUUUUGAAUGCAGUUGGAACACCCAGGUCUUUCCAUUUGGUGGUGUUUUGGAUUCUGUUUGAGAAUGUCAUGUCCCUCCAUCGGACAAAGGCAACGUUCAUUGGACUUUUUGAGGCUGGACGGGUGAAUGAAUGGGUAGUCACCGAAAAGCACGGAGAUGCUUCCAAGGCUAAAGCAGCAACUAAACAGUUUAAAAAAUCUCGCUUCAAAAUAGGUGAAAGGCUUCUUAUGCUAGAGAUUAGCGUUGGCUGUUUUCUCGUCGUAUGUGCUUGCUAUGAUCUUGCAUUUGGGAAGUACCGCUACUACAUUUACCUAUAUAUACAAGCUAUAGCCUUCUUCAUCAUGGGAUUCGGUUAUGUUGGUGCUCAAGUUCCCAACUCUUAGAUGACGUUCUCGAUUCAGCUCUUUUUGUGUCCACAUUUUGUUCAGAAGUCAUCUUACGCUUGUUCCCCUUUCUUCCUUUGCUAUACCAUACAAGCAUCGUCUGAGAAAAUGCAAUUACCAUUUACUCUGUCUGCUUGUUACUUUUGAUUGUAUAUAAGAAACAAGACGGUGCGAAGGUUAUUUUUCA